This is a messenger RNA of Ilex paraguariensis (yerba mate), 561 nucleotides long. The record is from the annotation of a GenBank genome assembly. NCBI's taxonomy places the organism in Eukaryota, Viridiplantae, Streptophyta, Magnoliopsida, Aquifoliales, Aquifoliaceae.
AUGACAGCUACACCUUGUAAGCAUCAACAAUCGCCUGAUAGAACACCAAAAAAACCAUUCAAAACCUCCAAAAUUCGAAGGCACAUCGAAAAGACGUAUAAUGACUUACUUGAAUGUCCCGAUCGGCGAGAGAGAAAGGAAGAGGAUUCACGUGAGCCAUCUGAGCGGUCAACUGAGCCUUUCCGAACGGCAACCCCGGUGUCAACGUUGACUGACCGAACGGGGAAGAUUGUGCUUGCACGGCACCGAAUGAAGUCGAAAAUCCAAAACCACCGGAGCUUUGUUGUGGCUGAAACAAAGGAGUUUGUUGCUGUUGCUAUUGGCGUUGGGAUUGUUGGGAGAAUGGGGUUGAGAACAGUGGUGUACCGAAGCCGGUGGCGAAUGAAGGCGCGGAUAGAGUGCCGAAGGCGGGGUGGAGGAUGGGGUGCCGAAAGCAAGGGUGGACUGAGCUCCGAACAUUGUUGUUUUCUAGUACCCGCUCACAGAGAGGUAGAGAGUUCAGAGAGACCUGGGGAAUUGGGAAUUGGGAAUUGGGAUUUGGGAUUUGGAACCCUAGGUUAG